Amphimedon queenslandica is the source of this 794-nucleotide messenger RNA. RefSeq names its product jouberin-like. The record is from RefSeq and is a predicted model, not a curated record. The transcript has 6 exons. Lineage: Eukaryota; Metazoa; Porifera; Demospongiae; Haplosclerida; Niphatidae. Gene Ontology annotation, biological process: motile cilium assembly. The annotation marks the transcript as partial. Gene Ontology annotation, molecular function: protein binding. Gene Ontology annotation, cellular component: ciliary basal body.
UUGAGCUGAUUCCGAAUAAAAUUUUUCGAGUUACAGCCAUUUUUAAAAAUGAGCCAAUUAAAAAAAUUUCAUUGUUUUAUACACAGAGAGGUCCUAGCACUGACAUUAAGGUGAUCAUUAAUGAGUUAUUGAGUAUUAAAAGUCCAAAGGAUUAUCCAACAGUCCUUUGUAUGAGAGCAGUGAUAAAGGACAGCACUGAACUAACCAAUCCUGAUGGACGAGUGUUAAGAUCCACUUCACCACUAGUACCAGAAUCAAGCUCUGAAGGUCUCACUAAACUAAGGUCCAGUAGAUUGAAAGGUGUCCUCCAUGAGAGUAUCAACAGUCUUGAUGAUGGACUCAAUGCUGAUCCACAGUGGACUAGGCUACCAGGCCAGCCCUGUGCUGUACCCAGUAAACUGGACCAGUAUCUACUAACUGGCAGUAAUGGCUGCUCUGCUUUAUCAUUCUCUCAUUCUGGAAGGUUUUUGGCUGCUGGCAUUGAAGAUAAUGGUCAAUCUAUGAUUAAAAUAUACCAGGUCAUGAAGUGGGUGCUAUUGUGUACCCUACCCAGUGACACUAAUAUCAUUUACAAGCUCUCAUGGUCUAUUGAUGAUAAUCAACUAGCCUGUGCCUCUGCUAGUGGACUCUGCCAUGUAUGGUCAUUCACUGAGGCUGGUAAUGUUGAGACACUACUCCCUCAUCCCUCUUAUGUCUACUGCUGUGAGUGGAUCGGUCCUCCCUCUAAAGACUGGUCUGGUUUCAUAGUCACUGGCUGCUAUGAUGGAGCCAUUAGGUGCUGGAAACAACACCAA